Messenger RNA from Helianthus annuus (common sunflower), 1716 nucleotides. Its product is annotated as tRNA (guanine-N(7)-)-methyltransferase non-catalytic subunit wdr4. Gene Ontology annotation, cellular component: nucleus; cytosol; tRNA methyltransferase complex. NCBI's taxonomy places the organism in Eukaryota, Viridiplantae, Streptophyta, Magnoliopsida, Asterales, Asteraceae. Gene Ontology annotation, biological process: RNA (guanine-N7)-methylation. Gene Ontology annotation, molecular function: tRNA (guanine(46)-N7)-methyltransferase activity; protein binding. Bases 208 to 1524 code for a protein of 438 amino acids. The transcript is spliced from 10 exons. The record is from RefSeq and is a predicted model, not a curated record.
UUUUUUAUACUCUCAUGAAUACAACCAAAGUUGACCUUUAGUUUUGACCAAGCUAUCCAUGAAAUUUCUUAAUUGGGCUUUACAAGCCCACUAAGAAAUGUAAAACUGGGCUUAACUCUAACCUGUAAAACAUUCGAACGAAUCGAAGUAGAGAAAAACCGCCAUUAAACCCUAGAAGUCGGAGAAAACUCACCGGCGUACUGAAAAAUGGAAGAUGACGAACCUAUGAAUGCAACGGAAGAUAACAAUAAAGAAGCCUUGGAAGCAGAAGUUGCUCCGGCUCUCAUCUCCGUUCAUCCUGCUCACCACUCCGUUGCUGUCGCCGUUGGAUCUGACCUCCGUGUAUUCGAUCUCCGAGAAAGCGGUCCGGUAACAUUAGGGGCGGAGUCGAACGAGGUUUUUCAUCAUAAGGAGUCUAUCAGAGCAAUUCGUUAUGGCGCAAAGGGUAAAGUUUUUGUGUCGGCUGGAGACGAUAAAGUAGUUAAGAUUUGGGCUACGGAUUCGUGGCGGUGCUUGUGUUCUGUGCCAACAGAGAAGAAAGUGAGUGCAGUUGCCAUAAGUGACAAUGGACAAUUUGUUUGUUAUGCUGAUAAAUUUGGAACUGUUUGGUUUGUUGAACUAGACGAGUCCAUUGAAAAUCAAGCAUCAGUUCAGAAGAAGGGAUCACCACUUUUAUCCCACUAUUGUAGCAUCAUUACCAGUCUCGAGUUUUCGCCAGAUGGCCAGUUCAUUAUUACUGCUGACCGUGAUUUCAAAAUUCGUGUCACUGUAUUCCCUAAGAAACCUUUAAAUGGAGCUCAUGAGAUACAAAGUUAUUGCCUUGGACAUACAGAAUUUGUGUCCUGCUUAGCUUUCGUUUACAGUCAUGAUUGUCCGCAAGGGUAUUUAGUCUCUGGAAGCGGCGAUGCAACAGUUCGUUUGUGGGAUUUUGCAUCUGGGUUGCUUCUUCAUACAUGUGCCGUUGGAUCACAGGUAGGAAAUAAAGAAGCCAAUGGAACAGAAAACAAUCAUUUUGUAGUUACAGAUCUUUGUACUACAUCUGAUGGUUCAUCAGUUUUUGUAGCUGUUCAAAGCUUGCCAGGAAUAUUUCUGUUGAGUUCUGAUUUUUCUGCUAAAACUCUUUCUGUUAUAAGGGUGGUGUCUAUAAUUGAAGAAGACUUCAUACCCACAUCUUUAGGGACUUCAUUAACAUCUGAUUUCUUAUGGAUGGUGAUGGGUGUUUCUAACUUACCUGGUUUUAAUGCUUCAUCACUGGCUCGAGUGCGUGUAAUCACAGGUUUAACAAAACACACCUCAGAAUCUGGUGACAACCAUUGCAACGUAUUGGAAGAUAAACAAGUCCCGUGUGGAGAACAACUGUUGGAACAUCUGCAGGGAAGCUUGUCUAUUGACAAGGAUGUUUUUUCUGCGGCUGCUGAAGCUGUGAAAACAUCGAUGCGUAAUUUACUGAUCAAGAAACAGUAUUCUACAGAGAGACGUGAGUUCAGAAAACGAGGCCGAAACGAUAAGAAGGGCAAAAGAUAGCAAAAUAUCUUUUUCUGGACUUUGAUCUUCUAAGAAAUUUGGAAUUCAUAUGCAAGAUAUUCUAUUGUUUUCCUUGUAUGAUUGAUUGAUUUUUUAAGCUUAUAUUUUCUAAUUUAUCAAACAUGUAUGACUAUGUAUGUUUCUGUUGUUUGAACUUAUAAUAAUGCUUAGAUGGUUAGAUGUUUGACAAUU